CCACCACGCGCAGGCAAAAUUAUUUAAGGGCCGGCAGCGGGGCAGUCGCCGCUCAGUCAGUCUAGUCGGCCGCACGCUCAGCCCAGAUGCCAGCCUCCGACGUUCCCACGCUGACCGUCUCCGACGACGAGUUGGAGACGGUGGAGGUGCAGCACUGCGCCCCCCUCUCGUCUGCCAGCUCGCGGUCCAGCACCCCGGCGGCACAGAAAACCAACCCUGACGAAUCUGGAAAAUGGUUCGUCAGCCUGGCCGAGAGGGGACAACACGAGGAGUUCCUCACCAGGGCCGCAUCCCUGAUGUUGCAGGAGGCGGUCUUCAAAGUUGCGGACAGGAACAACUCCAGAGUGCUCGAAUGGCAAGAACCCGAGCAGCUGAGGCGACUGAUUGAGUUUGACGUGAGCGAGGCACCAGUUUCUCAGGACCGUCUUCUGGAGCUAAUGGAAGACGUCAUCAGGUACAGCGUCAAGACCGGUCACCCCCGUUUUGUAAACCAGCUCUUCUCCAGUGUUGAUCCGUACGGUCUGGCAGGGCAGUGGCUUUGCGCCGCCCUGAACCCUUCGGUCUACACUUACGAAGUGGCCCCGGUUUUCACCCUGAUGGAGGAAACGGUGCUCACCGAGAUGAGGCGCAUCGUCGGUUUCGAGCAAGGCGACGGUCUUUUCGCCCCUGGUGGCUCCAUGGCCAAUGGAUACGGAAUUAGUUGUGCCCGUUACGCGAAAUUUCCAAAAGUCAAGACGGAAGGUCUGCGCAACCUGCCUCGUCUUGUGGUGAUGGCCUCUGAAGAUGCCCAUUACUCAGUGCAAAAGAUGGCCGCCCUGUUUGGCCUGGGCGCCGACAACGUGUACGCCGUGGCCGUGGACGAGCGUGGCCGCAUGAGUCCCUCCGACCUGGAGGCGCAGGUGGAGCGCGCUAAGUCCGAGGGCGGUGCCCCCUUCAUGGUGCUGGCCACCGCGGGAACCACCGUUCUUGGCGCCUUUGACCCCAUCGAGCAAAUCGCCGACCUGUGCGAGAAGCACCAAAUGUGGCUGCACGUCGACGCCGCCUGGGGUGGCGGGGCGCUCAUGUCCAGCGUUCACAAACACAAACUGAACGGAAUCAACAGGGCAGACAGUGUGACCUGGAACCCGCACAAGCUGUUGGCAGCGCCUCAGCAGUGCUCAGUUUUCCUCACCAGACACCGCGGCGUGCUGUCCGAGUGUCACUCGGCGGCAGCCACGUACCUCUUCCAGCAAGACAAAUUCUACGACACCUCCCUCGACACCGGCGACAAGCAUGUCCAGUGCGGAAGAAGAGCCGACGUCCUCAAGUUCUGGCUCAUGUGGAAAGCAAAGGGUACCAGCGGUCUUGAAGCGCACAUUGACACAGUUUUUGACGCAGCAGACUACGCCACAGCAAAACUCAAAUCCAGAAAUGACUUCCGAAUGGUUCUCGACGAGCCCGAGUGCACAAACGUUUGCUUUUGGUACGUCCCACCUUCCCUCAGAGAUGUCGACCCUGCCACUCCCGAAUUCAACGAAAAACUUCACAAGGUGGCGCCGAAAAUCAAGGAGCGAAUGAUGCGCGAGGGAACGAUGAUGGUCACGUACCAGCCUCUGCGGCACCUCCCCAACUUCUUCAGGCUGGUGGUGCAGAGUUCUGGAGUGAGCCACCAAGACGUCGACUUCUUUAUCGACGAGAUCGCCAGACUGGGGGCCGACCUCUGAUCGACUCGCCCUUUUGAUUUUAAUUUAUUUUAACGCUUAUUAAGGCCGAACCACUCAAACCACCACUUUGGCCACACUCUCUGUAUUAUUAACACACUCGAUAACCUUCGAUGUAGACUGCUGGGCAAAAAUAAAUAGUUGUAAGAUUGAA
Neocloeon triangulifer is the source of this 1854-nucleotide messenger RNA. It is a transcript of the gene black, whose product is annotated as cysteine sulfinic acid decarboxylase. Gene Ontology annotation, molecular function: pyridoxal phosphate binding; carboxy-lyase activity. The transcript has 8 exons. The record is from RefSeq and is a predicted model, not a curated record. Gene Ontology annotation, cellular component: cytoplasm. The coding region runs from base 87 to 1703 and encodes 538 amino acids. Gene Ontology annotation, biological process: carboxylic acid metabolic process. Lineage: Eukaryota; Metazoa; Arthropoda; Insecta; Ephemeroptera; Baetidae.